AUGCCCGAGGCCGGGAGCGACGACCAGGACCUUUUGAAAUGGAAGAAGAAGAAGCCGCCGGUGCGCCGCACCGUUAGCCAGAUCUGCCCGCCCCCUCGGCGGCCCCUGACGGUGGCCGACAUCCGCCCGGGCAUGGAGAACGAGAGGCUGGGGGUCGUGCGGGACUCCAUGUUUCAGAACCCGCUCAUCGUCAAGGCUGAGCUGGGCAAGAGCCGGGAGAGAAGCUGCAGUCUGCCUGGUGUCAACUUCAACUAUGGCCUCUACAUCCGGGGGCUGGAUGGCGGGGUCCAGGAGGCCAUCAGCCACUGGAAUGUGUUUAAGCAGCAGCCCACCUGCCCCCAUGAGCUAACCCGCAACUACGUGGCCAUGAACCGUGGAGCGGUCAAGGCCGGCCUGGUGACUGCCCGCGAAAACUUCCUCUACCGCCAGCUCAAUGACAUCCGCAUUGGCGACCAGGAUGACCGGCGUGUGAAAAAGGAGCCGCCCUCCCUGCCUCCAGACAUGACAUUCGGGAUCCGGGCCCGGCCGUCGACGCCCUUCUUCGACCUGCUGCAGCACCGGUACCAGCAGCUGUGGGUGCAGGAACAGAAGGCUACACAAAGAGCCAUCAAGCUGGAGAAAAAGCAGAAGGUGAUCCUGGGGAAGCUGUACGAGACCCGGAGCAGUCAGCUGAGGAAGUACAAGCCGCCCGUGAAGCUCGACGCCCUCUGGCACAUGCCUCACUUCCAGAAGGUGGCCGCCCAUCUCGACACCUUCCCCACUGAGGCCGACCGUAGGAGAGCAUUCCAAGCCCACCGAGAAGAGUGUGCGGUGCGCCAGGGCACCCUGCGGAUGGGCAACUAUACCCACCCCUGA
This is a messenger RNA of Ochotona curzoniae (black-lipped pika), 855 nucleotides long. It is a transcript of the gene CFAP77, whose product is annotated as cilia and flagella associated protein 77. The coding region runs from base 1 to 855 and encodes 284 amino acids. The record is from RefSeq and is a predicted model, not a curated record. NCBI's taxonomy places the organism in Eukaryota, Metazoa, Chordata, Mammalia, Lagomorpha, Ochotonidae. The transcript is spliced from 6 exons.